UGCCUGAUUACGUAGCUAAAGCCACCAACCUGCUGAGCGCAACCGGAGAGUUGCCUUCCAAGGUCGCAGCAGGCAAGCCACCACGACCCGGGAAGACCUUUGGGUUUGUCAACAACACAGCCAACUACUACCCGGACCACGAGUACAAAGUGGCCACCCGGCUGGAGGUGUACGGACAUGAACAGCCUUAG
Sphaeroforma arctica JP610 is the source of this 191-nucleotide messenger RNA. RefSeq lists its product as hypothetical. The annotation marks the transcript as partial. The transcript has 2 exons. NCBI's taxonomy places the organism in Eukaryota, Ichthyosporea, Ichthyophonida. The record is from RefSeq and is a predicted model, not a curated record.